Molecule: messenger RNA, 1308 nt
Organism: Coregonus clupeaformis (lake whitefish)
Lineage: Eukaryota; Metazoa; Chordata; Actinopteri; Salmoniformes; Salmonidae
Product: homeobox protein otx5-like
Exons: 3
Coding region: 385-1287 (300 amino acids)
Biological process (GO): regulation of transcription by RNA polymerase II; multicellular organism development
Cellular component (GO): nucleus
Molecular function (GO): DNA-binding transcription factor activity, RNA polymerase II-specific; RNA polymerase II cis-regulatory region sequence-specific DNA binding
Source: RefSeq, a predicted model, not a curated record
UCAGUGUAGGCAUCACCCAGCUCACCCGCAGCACGCGCCUCUUUACCUGCUUCUGGCGCGCCAAAAUAGAAGGGUCCGCGCGCUCUACUAUAUUAUAAACUCUGGUGCGCAAUUGUCACGAGAAUUGCACUUCACAUUUUUUGUGUUUUCGACAAGUCAAGUGAGAAAGAGUAAGAGGAAAAAUAAAAAAAUUAAAAUAACUUUGAGACAUCUCAAGGUAGCUUUGUCACUUGGCGAGGUCGACUUGGAGCGGGACCUAAACUUCAAGACAUUACCGACGGAGAGGGACUGGUGGGAAAUAGCCAAGUCUGCCAAGUCCGGUCGUGUGUGUCUGUUCAGAGAGAAGACCAAGUGAGCGAGAAGGCAUAAAAGCCCGGUGCAAGGAUGAUGUCCUACAUUAAGCAACCCCAUUACGCCAUGAACAUGUCUGGGAUGGACCUGCUACACACCACCGCUGGAUACCCAUUCUCUGUGUCUCUGGAUUUCUCAGCCACCCCGCGGAAGCAGCGUCGCGAGCGCACCACUUUCACACGCACCCAGCUGGAUAUCCUGGAGGCCAUGUUCUCCAAGACCCGCUACCCCGACAUCUUCAUGAGGGAGGAGGUGGCCCUCAAGAUCAACCUCCCCGAGUCUCGUGUACAGGUGUGGUUCAAAAACCGCCGUGCCAAGUGCCGCCAGCAGCAGCAGCAGAGCAGUGGCCAGUCCAAGCCCCGCCCACCCAAGAAGAAGGCGUCACCCGCCCAGGACCAGCCCAGCACCGGCGCUGAUCCCUCAGCCAACAACCCCUCUGGCUCCUACAGCCCCUCCCCCACCCCAUCAGGCCCCUCCCUGCCCCCUAGCGGCAACAACCCUGGCAACGCACCUGUCUCCAUCUGGAGCCCGGCCAUCUCGCCACUCCCAGACCCUCUGGCCUGCUCGGCGCCCUGCAUGCAGCGGCCCUCUGCCUACCCCAUGAGCUACGGCCAACCUCAGGCCUACGCCCAGGGCUAUGCCGGCACCUCCUCCUACUUCACAGGCUUGGACUGUGGCGCCUACCUGUCGCCCAUGCACUCACAGCUGUCGGCCAACGGCGCCCUCAGCCCCAUCACCGUGCCCUCCAUGGGGGGCUCGCUGAGCCAGUCACCCGCCUCACUCUCCUCCCAGGGCUACGGCACGGCCGCUUCGCUGGGCUUCACCUCCGUCGACUGCCUGGACUACAAAGACCAGCAGGCGUGGAAGCUGGGCUUCAGUGCCAUGGACUGCCUGGACCACAAAGACCAGAAUUCGUGGAAGUUCCAGGUGCUGUAGAGAGAAGAACAAGAACAAGAA